This is a messenger RNA of Acanthosepion pharaonis, 747 nucleotides long. Lineage: Eukaryota; Metazoa; Mollusca; Cephalopoda; Sepiida; Sepiidae. The record is from the annotation of a GenBank genome assembly.
AUGAUCAAGAAAAAAAUAAUGUUUCAUGAAGUAGCUAGCCAUUUCCAAUUUCCAUUUUCCCAUUUCCCUUUUCCCAUUUCCCUUUACCCUUUUCCCAUUUCCCUUUUCCCAUUUCUUUUUUCCCUUUUCCCAUUUCCCAUUUCCCUUUUCCCAUUUCUUUUUUCCCUUUUCCCAUUUCCCUUUUCCCAUUUCCCAUUUCCCUUUUCCGAUUUCCCUUUUCCCAUUUCCCAUUUCCCUUUUCCCAUUUCUUUUUUCCCAUUUCCCUUUUCCCAUUUCCCUUUUCCCAUUUCCCUUUUCCCAUUUCUUUUUUCCCAUUUCCCUUUUCCCAUUUCCCUUUUCCCAUUCCCCUUUUCCCAUUUCUUUUUCCCUUUUCCCAUUUCCCUUUUCCCAUUUCUUUUUUCCCUUUUCCCUUUUCCCAUUUCCCUUUUCCCUUUUCCCAUUUCCCUUUUGCCUUUUCUCAUUUCUUUUUUCCCUUUUCCCAUUUCCCUUUUCCCAUUUCCCAUUUCCCUUUUCCCAUUUCCCUUUUCCCAUUUCCCUUUUGCCUUUUCCCAUUUCCCUUUUCCCAUUUCUCAUUUCCCCUUUCCCUUUUUCCAUUUCCCAUUUCCCUUUUCCCAUUUCUUUUUUCCAUUUUCCCAUUUCCCAUUUGUCUUUUCCCAUUUCCCAUUUCUCUCUUUUCCCAUUUCCCUUUUCCCUUUUCCCAUUUCGCUUUUCCUACAAAAUUAUUGCACCAAAAUAAGACAGACAUAA